AUGGAGUACCUAGGUGAUGGUACUCCAAGCAUGCAGCCUCAUGGCUUGCACCAAGCUGAAUGGGCCCAUUUAACAGUCACAAAUGGGUAUGGCCCCAGGUUUGUGCAGUCAGAGGAACAGGUUUUGGACCCCGUUAUGUCCAUGGGUUGGGCCACAGCCAUGCAGGUCAUAUGGCAUUUGCCCAACUCAAACCAGCCUUCUGUUCCUUCCGAUCCCUUUGAGCCUGUGUCCUGA
Ustilago hordei is the source of this 234-nucleotide messenger RNA. RefSeq lists its product as uncharacterized. The transcript is spliced from 2 exons. Lineage: Eukaryota; Fungi; Basidiomycota; Ustilaginomycetes; Ustilaginales; Ustilaginaceae. The coding region runs from base 1 to 234 and encodes 77 amino acids. The record is from RefSeq and is a predicted model, not a curated record.